Messenger RNA from Triticum turgidum subsp. durum (durum wheat), 510 nucleotides. The record is from the annotation of a GenBank genome assembly. NCBI's taxonomy places the organism in Eukaryota, Viridiplantae, Streptophyta, Magnoliopsida, Poales, Poaceae.
AUGGCUCUCACCGGCGGCGCCACCACCGCAGCGUGCAUCCUCGUCCUCCUCGCACUCGCCGGCGCCGCGGGGGCAACCUUCUCGGGCUCGGCGCCGCCGCCGGUGGACUGCUCGGCAUUGUUGGCUGGCCUCGCAGACUGCCUCGACUUUGUGUCGCCCGGCAGCAAGUCGAGCCAGCCUUCCAAGACCUGCUGCGGGGAGGUGAAGACCUCCGUCGGCAGCCCCGCCGUCGUCGACUGCGUCUGCGCCGCCAUGUUCUCGAAGCUGACGCAGUUACCGAUCAACAGGACACGGGUGUACGCUCUCCCCGACGCCUGCGGCACACCGGCCUCCGUCUUCAACAGGUGCCAUGGUGAGCACCGUGCCUUUUCUCACUUCUUUCAUAAUCUUCUUGCCCUGACUCUGGCUAGAAUCUGCUUCCCUUUUUUACAUCAAGAAACUAGAGCUAAAUCGUGUUGUUUUACUAGGAAGUUUAUCGUUGAUUUGAUUCCUGUGUGGGAUUUACGAUGA